AUGCACGAUCUCCAUUUGUUCCUCUCCGAUCAAGGAUCUCCGUUCGUUUCACUCCCUCCAAUUGUCUCUUAUCUUCACGAAGAUGAGCCAUUCUUAGAUUGGAUUUGGUUGAUAUGGAUAAAUCUUGGAUUAGCAAACCACGUUUAUCGCAAGAGUACAUCAAUGGGGUUGAAGGGUUCAACAAUGAAUCUAAUAGAUAAUAGUUUGAAUGAAGAUUCAACAAUGAAUCUACUAGAUGAUGUCUUCCCAAAAUGUGGAAGACAUUUUAAUGAGAGAGCAGGGGGAUGUAAUGGUGCUAGUCAGUAUGCGACACUAAGUCCCAUGGAGAAACAACAAGCGCAUCGAAGUUUAAAGAUGAGUUACGUAGAACAAAUACUCGUGGUAGGAGACGGCAUGGAUGGUAUUGAUUCUCAUGCCGAGGAAACACAAGAUGUGGAGGUGAAUCAAACUGAAUCUCAACGGAUAUUUACACAAGGACGAGAGCGAGGAAAGUGGGUGGUAAAUGUUAUCGAUAUAAAUGGAAAUGUAACGGAGGAACGGCUAACUGUGAAAGAUGUAUGGGGAAUGGAGAAACGCAGAAUUAUUCUUGAGUUUGGUCCACAUAAUCAACCUGAAAGAGGAAGUGGUGGUAUAUUUGGUACAUGGCUUGGCAUGUUAAGUACUGAUUUGAACAAGUUUCCGAUAAAUUACGAUGAUUGGAGGAAUGUUCUGCAAUGGCGAAAGGAUGACGCUUGGGACUACAUUAAGACUAAGUUUUGUUUUGAUAGUUCAAAUAAAAGUUAUAAGGACUUUGUGAUGAAAAGCUUGAGUGUGAAGUGCAAAGGUCUAAAAACUCGUCUUUGGGAUCAUCUGGGACGUAACACUCCUGAAGAAACUCUACAGCUUCGCCCAGAUUUUAUACCAAAAGAACAAUGGCAAGAUUUUGUGUAUAUGCAGUUUAGUGAGAAGACUAAGAGAGCAAAACAAGAUAAGAAGAAGCCAUUACAAGACACCACACACUUUAGGAAAAAAAGCAUUUCUCGAGUUUCUAAAGAAAUUUUUCUUAAGACGGGUAAACGUCCAAGUCGUGCAGAAAUUUUUGUAAACUCACGCCAAAAAGCUAAUGGGAGCUUUGUUAGUAAAGAAGCUCAAGAUUUAUCGGAAAAAUUAACAGAGAAGAUGGCUCACACUCAAGGAAAAAUUAACACAUCAGAUGAAUUUUCUCAAGUAUUUGGCUCUGAACGUCCAGGUCGUGUGCGUUGUGUUGGUCUUGGUCCGACUCCUUCCACAUUCUUUAAGAAUCGCACAUCCUAUGAAGCAGAAAUUAUAGAGUAA
Messenger RNA from Thlaspi arvense, 1314 nucleotides. The record is from the annotation of a GenBank genome assembly. NCBI's taxonomy places the organism in Eukaryota, Viridiplantae, Streptophyta, Magnoliopsida, Brassicales, Brassicaceae.